GUGACUUCAAUGGACGUGCAACCACGCUACGAGAAAGACACACGCUCCAGUUAUCUUAAAUUCCAGUGUUGAUAUGCAAGUGUUCAUCAGACUCAAGGCUCCAGCGAAGUGACUACAACUGUGUUAAUUCGUGCCUGUACUCCACGGAGGGGCUCAUCAACAGUUCCAACUCCAAGUCCUCAUCUAUCCCUAGAUAGAGCUUCGAAGGCAUCUUCAAAACUCCAAAUAAAACCUAAUAUACUCAUUAAAAAUUAAUUUUCCUUUCGUCCUCCUUAAAUUCCAAGAAUGGAAAUUUACACAUUUGACAAAAGUCUUCAAGAACGUCUUCUGGAGCUAGAGGAGAUUUUGUCAGGGCGUGGAACGGUGGUUCCAGCCUCGAGGAUAAAACACGAAUGGACAUUCCACGUUGAACUGGUGAUCGAGCCAGUAGGCUGGCAGGCCCUCUGGAAGAUCCCUCGAUUGACCUGCCAGGAGUUCGAGAUCCACUACCCAACGAUUGUUGUCGUGCAGGUGGAGAACGUAGACUUUGCUGAUUUAUCAGCACUGGUGAAGAUUGUUGCAGUGCAGGACGAGAUUCAUUUACCAGAAAAGUGUGACGUUCCACUCAUCGAGUUGUACCCCACGAGGAACCAGGAGAACGCAGUGAUUGAUGCUGAAGGAACAGCGAAUUGUGUGGAUCAGUUGAGGUUUUUCUUCAAUCAUCUGUGGAUGCCUUGGGACACUGACGACGAUGAGACCGCUGACUGGGUGACGAGCCACCUGGAGACGAGGGUCAGACUGUUCUUCGAUAUGAAACGAGGGGAGGUCAAUAAGGACACUUGUGAUAUCAUCAGGACGUUGAUAAGGGAGGGAAAGGAAAUCUCAGCGAAGAUCUUGAGGCUUGAGGAGGAUAUCUCCGAUGAUGAGGGCGAGACUAGGUGCCUCGUGGACGAGGACAAAGCUUGUCAGCUCGUCAAGCUGCAUUUUAGACUACAGCAGAUUAAGACUGAGAUGGAUGUGCUGGAGAACCCAGCGAUGAGGGAGAUGCUUCAACGAAAUCCCCAUUCGGGAAUCAACUCUGGGGAGGUGAAGAGGAGGGAGAGCAGGGGGAGGAAGGUUGAGGCCUUCUUCGUGUGGCAUGGGGGAGAGCUGGGGGAGACUAUGGGCAGUCUGGAGAAGGCGAAGAAGUUCCUACCGCAGGACGUUUUUAUCAAAACUACCGGCUGCAUGCAGGAGGCUCUUCACAGCUCGGAGACUGGGGACAUAGUUGUCUUGGGUGAGGGUGAACAUUUGAUAUCCGGAGCUGGAGGGUUGGAGGAGGGUGGGAGGAUUGUGGGGAUCGGAGACAGGAAGAGUACCGUUGUCUGUGCCAAGGAGAGCACUUCAGGACCCUCACUUCUUGAUUUCUCCGGAGAGGUGAUUCUACAAAAUUUAACUCUGGAUCUUGGUGAACUGCAGGCAGGAAUACUAGUACGAAAGUGCACAGUGAAAAUAAUUGACUGUAGAAUAGUAGCCUCGAAUCAAAGUGUUGUGAAGCUUGGUAUAGUUGUGCUCCCAGAAGGGAAACUUAUUCUUCAGAACUCGACCUUUGUGGGUCUCGGAACUGCUGUGGUUAUUCACAACGCUGGACAAUGCCAGAUGGAAAAUUGUGAUUUUGAGGACUGCAUUGAAGGCCUGCAGGUGCAGGAUGGAGUCAAGUUUCAUGCAGUUCGUUGCAAAUUUUCGAAUUUCAAGGAGUACGCUAUACGCAUGGAGACCGACAGACAUAUCGCUGGGGUGGAGAGUAAGACGGGGAGUAUCGAACUCUUGAAAGACGUUGGAGAGGUGGCUCUUGAGGAAUGCAUAUUCGCGAAUAAUCUGAAAGGAGACGUUGCCAUACGACCACGAUUGUCAGUCGCUCUCUCAGCCAAGCAUGACAACGCAAUGGAAAUUGUUCCUUAAAUUCUUGAUUUUACUUCUCAUUUUAUAAUGCAAUUAAAUCUUUUGUUUUUACGGAUUCAACUAAAAAUGGAAUAUUUUUAUAAUUAUUAACUAAUAAAUACUUUUGGUAGCAA
Messenger RNA from Diachasmimorpha longicaudata, 2033 nucleotides. RefSeq names its product protein nessun dorma (gene nesd). Gene Ontology annotation, biological process: male meiosis cytokinesis; spermatogenesis. The record is from RefSeq and is a predicted model, not a curated record. The coding region runs from base 286 to 1920 and encodes 544 amino acids. The transcript is spliced from 4 exons. NCBI's taxonomy places the organism in Eukaryota, Metazoa, Arthropoda, Insecta, Hymenoptera, Braconidae.